AGCAACAUCUACAGCAGCAGCAACAUCUACAGCAGCAGCAGCACACCCUGCAACAACUGUAACAACGAAAAGUGCCACCACAACCGUUGCUAUAGCUACAACCACAGGUACAAAGAUGCCACCACCACCACCACCAGCAGUUGCCACGCCACAGCCAAACGUCCCAAGUACUGGGAUUCCACCAGUUCAGACCUCUGCACCCAGAGGACCUGUUACCAGUGCCAGUCCUACCGCCAAUCCCAAGGAGCAGGUCACCACGGGAACAAGGGUCGCCGUGGUAGAUGUCGCAGGGGCUGCUCUGACGAGGCAGCUGGUGGAUACGGCGUCCUUACUGGCCGUGCUGCUCUUCGGCCUGCUCUUCUUUUUGGUCACGGUGGGCGUUUUCGUCACACAGGCCUAUGAGAGCUACAGGAGGAAGGACUACACGCAGGUGGACUACCUGAUCAACGGCAUGUACACGGACUCCGGGGUGUGAGGGAGGACGAGGAGAAGCACAACGCAUGGAGAUUGUUUCUGCGCUCGGAGUCAGGAGAAGAUGGACUGGACGGUAAGACGGUGGCGAAUUCACAAGGUGAUUCAAUACCACUGUUUGACAGUUCAGGGAGAAGUAGGACUAAACUGACCCGGCAGCUCACUGAACUGACCCCUGAAGCAGUCGCUGAUCUGUUUCUGUCAUAACUGUUCCACCUAACGCUUUGUUUCUUCCUGCUUCUCUUUUCUUUCCACGACGGUUUGAACUUGAAGAGUUUGGCCUGACCCAGUUUUGCCAAAUGUUGAGCAACAUUAACGGAGAUUACCUGGGUGUAACUUAGCUCUGUGUGCACAUCCUCUAAUGGACCUUGCUCUUGUCCCUCGACCGAAUCUCCUCUACAUUGCUGGUCAGUCCAGCUGUAGUUGGCUCCAGGGUGGCUGGACCAAUGAGGAUGAUUUCAAGGUGAUACAGAGCUCAAUAGAUUUUUUUUUUUUUUUUUUUUAAUGUCUGACUGAAAAAAAGUCAAAUGAUUUCAGUUAUUGUACCUUUGGAGAUGAAUGUAGUCAAGCAGAAGUCUGAUGCUCAAUAAGGGAAAGGGCAGUCACUUUCUAAAAAAAGAAAUCAAGUUUGAAUGAAUUUGAAAACACUAAAUUCAUUCUCACUAGUUGAAUGCAUUUUAUAGUAAAAUAGAAAGCAAAUAAUAUAAAAUGUGACAGCCCUAUCAGGACCAAAGCAUUUUUGUGAAUAUUAUGUCUGAUAUGUGACUUUCAUUUCUUAGUGAUGAACAAAAUUAACUUAUUUCACAUUUCAAAACCUUGAAUUGACAAAAGAAAUUUAAGCAGAAGCAGUAUAUCGAUGAGACAUUUCAGAACCAUCUUAAUGAUCGACUGAUUGAUUGACUGAUAGGGAGCAGGCUGUUUAUUAAGUUUGCCUAAAUCAUAGCACAUUUGAAAUGAACAAAGUUGUGUAUCAUGAAAAAUUCCCACCUAUGUGCAAAAUAACACAUCAGUAGGGCUGGGCGAUAAUUCAGUGUCCUGUUCGACUUUCAGUUGUAUCAUAUCACAAAUAUAUGACAGGGUUCCCAUGGUCAUGGAUAAUUUCACAAUCACAUUUUAUAGGCCUAGAACAGUCAUAUAAUUAGUAAAAAAAUGGAAAGUUUUGGAAAAGCCAUCAAAUUUGCAUGUGUAAUGAAAUUUUUACAGUAAUCUUCCACAGAAAACCUCCCAUGUAAUGUAUCCUCACCACAAAUGAAUUUUCUGUAGCUGAGGACAUAAUUUUUCUCUAAUCUAUGUCAGUGUGUGAUAAUGUUUUGUUUAUUGUCAGUUGCGUGUCUUCGUUUUCUUCCCAUGUGCCGUCUCUUUUGUCCAAAUUAAGAUUUUUUUAAAACUAAAUUUACUCAAAACAUGAGAAAAUGUGCUACUCGUAAUUUUGUUUUGCACAUUUGAAUAAUUUUGGAUGAUGUCAUGCAAACAGUUAAUUGUAGCGAACAUCAAUUUGAGCAUUUUCUGUAUGAUAUUGUUAACAUUUGUCAUAUGGGAAAAUAUCGUCUUAAUAUAGUGACAUUGAUUUCAACUCUAUCGCCCAGCCCUAAACAUCGUCUUUUCCACCAGUCAAAUGUUUUCGCCACCAGCGCAAAGUAAAAGUCACAGUGAUUGAUCAGUUUAGUUUUUUGAUGUCAGUGGUUCAGUUUAAAGAUAAACUCUCCCAUUUUGUUGUAGUUUGAGUUAGAAGUUGGGGAGUUCAGGGCUCAUAGUCACAGGUUUACCUUUUAAAAGUAAGUUUUUUCUUGUUUAUGGUAACUUGAGACUUACGGUGAGAGUUUUGGCCAUCAUUUCUUUCAGGCAUGGUGACACUUUUACUGAAAACAUAACAAGGCUUGAGCAGUAUCAUGGUACUACAGUAUACCAGGGUACUUAGAAACCCUGACGGUAUUUUUUUCAAUAUCUUUAUAAAUGCAGGUACUUCUCUUUCUAUUUAAUUCAUUGUAUGUAGUGCGACACGACGACACCUAGUGGUGAAGGGAUAAGUUACAGGACUGUAAACAGCUGGCGGCCAGCAGGCAGAAAGACACCUUGGGGAACAACGUUUUUUUUCCAUGUUACUUGGUGAUAAAAGAUUUAUUUUGACCAAAGCGGAGCCGGUGAUUGUUGGAACAGUGGACUUACUAACUAGUUAAACAGAAAUGAGGCAAUUAAGCCUCACACUUAUACCGUCAUGUACCCUUUCAUAAAAGAAUGAAAUAUUACAUACCACCUAAGCCUAAAGUUAAAAACUGAGAUCUGGAAACACGACUUCAACAUGAAAGAGGAUCUUAAGGCCUCUUAAAAAUCUGCUGACCUCCAGUGGUGUAACGUCUCACUUCGCUGCACUGAUGUAGGAGUUCACCACAGGGUGUGUCGGUACACUAUGACAUCACUGUUGCCUACGGUUACAAAGCAAACACAAGCAGUCAGAUAUUCACACAGGUUGGAGUAAAUUGAGCCGUUUGUUUUUCCUGUGCAAUUAGAAAUUAUUUUUCACACAUUUCCAAGGUGCACAGAGAAGAAAAACGUUUCCAACAACACUUAUUAUACAACAACUUUAUUGUGAGACCAACCAUUUUUUAGAGAUUAUUACCAACAUGUUAAAUAAAACUCCUUUGAUAAGUAAAGUGUGUUUAUAACUGAUAGAGAAGAUGGCCAAAACUACAAAAGUAAGAUACGUGUAUAACAGUUGAAAAACCUUUUGAAUGUAGCCGACAGGCAGAAUCUCAGUCCCAUCAGUAGCAGCGGUGCACCACGUAAAAAAGAUCUGACCUGAGUGACUUCACAGCGCAGAGAGCUGGACCUGAACCAGCCUUCUCCGUACUUUAAUCAAAAGUAAACAACCACGUGGAAAAACUUCACAUGAUUCCACAGAGGUGGAAGAGUUUUCUCAGGAAGACUGAAUGCAGUGAAAGAUGUAUUUCCAUCGCUCUGCAUUAAGUUUCUCCAGAUGUGGCGUGGCGUGUCAGGGCCAAAGUGUAGACCGUGUUCUGUCUGCGUUAGUCGGUAGGCCAGAGAGGGACCACCGAGUCAUUUUAAGUCAUCAAGUUAGAGAUUUUGUCAUUGUCUUGUGGGUCUGUUUAUGUCGGCUCAGUGUUUUUCUGCCCGUGCACGUUGAAGGGCAGCAGAGGUCUGUUUGUUUGGAUGGCAGCUGCUUUGUGUGAUGGUGUUUGAAAAAGGUCAGAAUGACAUAAAAACAAACAACUUCCUUUUUACUUUUUUUUUUUUUUUUUUUUUAAUUUGAUCAGUAAUUUCAGAGUUUUAGCAUCAGGCAGAACAGCUGUAAGGUCUUCUUCCUGCCCGUUACGAGGGCAGCUGCGCAUACCCACCAUGAUGAUGUGGUUACAAACACAAAAACAUUGUAGCUUGGAUUGAGGCCUGGUGGAAAUAAUCAUACAUCGCUUUUUCACUGCAGCUUUCUUUCUCAGAAAACAUUGCAGUAUAUCCCAAACAUCGAGGAGAUGUCUGGAGAUAACUAAAGAGCCCCUUUAUGUGGCACUUCUUUAUUGUCUUUGUUUGGGUUUGUUUAAAACAUCUCUUCAUUUCACUGCUUUAAAGGCACAAUCAGACAUUUUGGGAAAUUAGUUUCUGUAAAACCCACAGUUACAGCACACGCAGGGUUCCUGCAGUUCCCGAAAAAAGUGCCUUUAACACUAAAGGCAUUAAAUUAAUUAAUCUCAA
Messenger RNA from Plectropomus leopardus (leopard coralgrouper), 4176 nucleotides. The record is from RefSeq and is a predicted model, not a curated record. Lineage: Eukaryota; Metazoa; Chordata; Actinopteri; Perciformes; Serranidae.